CCGGUAACACCAAGGCGAACAUUUGCGAAGCGUUUUCCUUCGAAAUCGGUCCAAAUCGUUCCUUUUAGCUGUAUAGAAUUGUAGUUUCUUGCAACGGUGUUCUUUUGGUGUAUUACGUUAUAAGUUGUUCAACCAAUUCGUGUGUUUUAAAGUGUCAAAUCGAAUAAAUACCCGCAAUAACUUUAGAAUUUAAGCUUCCCCUUACCCCGCAAUGUUCCUGAUAAACGAAACCGAUGCGGCCAUAUUUCCGAUGGCUCGUACCGGUGAUAUGCCCAAGAUGCUGGGCUGGAAUCUACCUGCAGACCAGCAGCACUUGGUGCAUGAACAUUGGAAGGAUUUCCCGGCACCACCAUACUACAUGCACCUGCUGCUGGCAAUGAUCUACUUCGUGCUGAUGAAUGUUUCGCUGAUCGGCAACGGUAUCGUUGUGUGGAUUUUUUCAACAUCGAAAUCCUUACGCAACGGGUCCAACAUGUUCGUGGUGAAUCUAGCCAUUUUCGACCUUCUGAUGAUGUGUGAAAUGCCAAUGUUCCUGGUAAACUCCUUCGCCGGGCAUUUGGUUGGCUUUGAAACGGGUUGCGCUGUGUACGCCGCACUCGGGAGUCUAUCGGGAAUCGGAGGCUCCAUCACCAACGCAGUCAUCGCGUACGACCGAUACCGCACCAUUUCCAACCCUCUGGACGGCCGCCUGAAUAGAGUACAAUGUGGUAUUCUGAUUUUCAUCACCUGGCUGUGGGCAAUGCCAUUCACGUUGCUACCCGUGUUCAAAAUUUGGGGUCGAUACAUUCCGGAAGGAUUUCUUACUACGUGCUCCUUUGACUACUUGACCGAUGAUUCGGAUACUCGUGUCUUUGUCGGAUGCAUCUUCACCUGGGCUUACGUUAUUCCGAUGAUUCUCAUUUGCUACUUCUACGGACGCUUGUUUGGUCACGUAAGCAAGCACGAACUUAUGCUGAAGAAUCAAGCUCGUAAAAUGAACGUAGAAUCGCUAGCAGCGAACCGUAACGAAAAAGCUCAGUCCGUAGAAAUGCGGAUUGCCCGGGCUGCCUUCACCAUAUUCUUCCUGUUUGUUUGUGCAUGGACCCCGUAUGCAAUCGUCACGAUGAUCGGUGCCUUUGGAGACAGGACACUGCUUACGCCGUUCUUCACCAUGAUUCCAGCGGUGUGUGCCAAGAUAGUGUCCUGUUUGGAUCCAUGGGUGUACGCCAUAAGUCAUCCGAAAUAUCGACAGGAGCUGGAACGACGACUACCCUGGAUGGGUAUUAAGGAGCCUGGGGAUAAUAUUAGUACGACAGAUAGCAAGCAAACAGUCGUGUCAGACUCGGUUCCUAUGGGGCCAAACGGAACCGAUUGAAUUGAACAAUUUUUUAAUAUAUGCCCAAAAACAAUUUCUCAGUUGCAAUACUUGGAAAAUCGAUGUGGACCAAAGGCAAUGUUUGACGGAUUUCGAUCUAAGGAAUAAAUAGUAUGUAAGAAAUAUAUGUUAUUCAAAGCAAUUCAGAGCAUCCCAGAAAAUCAAAAAAAAAAAAUAAAGAGAGAACUGCAUGAUAAAAUUG
Molecule: messenger RNA, 1556 nt
Organism: Aedes albopictus (Asian tiger mosquito)
Lineage: Eukaryota; Metazoa; Arthropoda; Insecta; Diptera; Culicidae
Gene: Rh5
Product: opsin-3
Exons: 2
Coding region: 212-1354 (380 amino acids)
Biological process (GO): cellular response to light stimulus; phototransduction; G protein-coupled receptor signaling pathway
Cellular component (GO): plasma membrane
Molecular function (GO): G protein-coupled photoreceptor activity
Source: RefSeq, a predicted model, not a curated record